AUGGCACAAAACAAAACCGUUCUCUCUUUGAUUUUUCUUGCACUCAUUGUUUUCAACCAAGGAUUCGAGUCCAUUGAGGGACGAUACCUAAAGUCCAAUGAAGUUAACCAAAGCCUUAUGAAGCAUAAUGAGACUAAUAAUGAUGAUAUCAUUCAUGUUACCAUUUCAGUUUCAAAUACAUCAACACUCUCUCCACCAAAUGUGGUGGUUAAUGGUGCAACUGGAGAACCAUCUCCUCCUUCUCCCGCUCAUGACAUCAACGAUUUUAGGCCUACUGCUCCUGGCCAUAGCCCCGGUAUUGGACACUCUGUUCACAAUUAA
Molecule: messenger RNA, 321 nt
Organism: Vicia villosa (hairy vetch)
Lineage: Eukaryota; Viridiplantae; Streptophyta; Magnoliopsida; Fabales; Fabaceae
Product: precursor of CEP5-like
Exons: 1
Coding region: 1-321 (106 amino acids)
Biological process (GO): regulation of root development; regulation of leaf morphogenesis; root development
Cellular component (GO): extracellular region
Molecular function (GO): hormone activity
Source: RefSeq, a predicted model, not a curated record